AUGGCCGCAGAGAGCCCUGCACGAUGUCUCCAGGCUGAAGCUAGUUGCCCCAUCUGUCAGGAGUAUUUUAAAGACCCGGUCAUUAUAGACUGCGGGCACAGUUUCUGCAGAGCCUGCAUCAGCCAGUGCUGGGAAGGGUCGGAUAUAGACGUCUCCUGUCCUCAGUGUGGAGAAACUGCUCCGCAGAGAAACCUCACACCCAACAGGCAGCUGGCGAAUGUCCUAGAAAUUGUCCAGCAGCUGAGUUUACAGGUAAUUGAGGAUGCAGGAUGGGAGCGAGUGUGCGGGGAGCACCAGCAGCCUCUCAAGCUGUUCUGUGAAGAGGAUCAAACCCCCAUCUGCGUGAUGUGUGAUGCAUCCCGGGCUCACGCCACUCACACGGUGGUUCCCAUCCAGGAGGCUGCCCAGGAGUACAAGGAGACGUUCCAGGCCCAUUUGGAGACUCUGAAGGAAGAGAAAGAAAAGCUGAAGGGAUUUAAAGUGACUGACGAGGGGACAAGCCAGCAGUAUCGGAUACAGACAGAAAAGGAGAGGCGGGAGAUUGUGUCUGAGUUUCAGCAACUGAAGACGUUUCUGGAGGAAGAAGAGCGACUCCUGCUGGCCCAGCUGGAAAAGCUGGACGAGGAGAUUGUGAAGCUACAGCAUGACAACGUCACUCAACUCUCUGAGGAGAUUUCCCGUCUCAGCGAGCUGAUCCGUGAGCUGGAGGGGAAGUGUCAGAAGCCAGCGAGUGAAUUGCUGCAGGACACCAGAAGCACUUUCAGCAGAUGUGAGAUGGGGAAGUUCCAGCAGCCAGUGGAGAUUUCUCCGGAGCUGGCAGAGAGACGCAGCGAUUUCUCCCAGAAAAUUUUUGCUCUAACGGAGACUCUGAGGAAGUUCAAAGACACGCUGCCCUCUGAACUGGAGAGAAAAGAAGGGGAACCCCUAGAGUCAUACACACCAGUGAAUGUGACUCUGGAUCCUGACACGGCUCAUCCCGAACUCGUCCUCUCUGCGGAUGGGAAAAGUGUGACAUGGGAAUGCAGGCGGCAGGUUCUGCCUGACAACCCGGAGAGAUUCGACCGAUGUCCCUGCGUGCUGGGCUGUGAGGGCUUCACCUCUGGGAGACAUUGCUGGGAGAUGGAGGUGGAGGUGGGGGAUGAGGGACGCUGGGCGGUGGGGGUGGCCAGAGAGUCUGCGAGGAGGAAGGAACGGAUCAACCUUAACCCCAAGGAGGGGAUCUGGGCAGUGGAGCGGUGGGGGCAUCAGUUCCGGGCUCUCACCUCCCCUAUGACCCCCCUGGGCCGGGUCCCCAGCAGGAUCCGGGUUUCUCUGGACUGUGAACGGGGGCAGGUGACGUUUUCUGACGCGGUUAGCGAGGCCCCGAUCUUCACUUUCCCGCCGGGCUCCAUCCCCGGCGAGAGAAUCCGCCCCUGGCUCUUAGUAAGAUCGAGCAGUGGGGUCAGACUGUGUCUCUGA
Emys orbicularis (European pond turtle) is the source of this 1458-nucleotide messenger RNA. Its product is annotated as zinc finger protein RFP-like. Lineage: Eukaryota; Metazoa; Chordata; Testudines; Emydidae. Gene Ontology annotation, cellular component: cytoplasm. The transcript is spliced from 7 exons. Gene Ontology annotation, biological process: protein ubiquitination. The coding region runs from base 1 to 1458 and encodes 485 amino acids. Gene Ontology annotation, molecular function: protein binding; zinc ion binding; ubiquitin protein ligase activity. The record is from RefSeq and is a predicted model, not a curated record.